AAUAGAAUGUUAUCAUUAGCAUAUAACAUUUCCACAACUAAAAAUGGUCAAAUCUACCCAAUUCUGCCUUUUUGCGCUAUGUCUCAUUUCGGUUCUUAUUGCAAGCACUGAAUUCCAAAAGGGUGAAGCAGCUCUUAUAGGUCCAAUUAUAAGGGCUUUAGGUCGUCUGAAUUUCGAAAGAAUUUACAGUGCCGUACAACUCGAACAAAUACUACGUAAUCUACUUCCAAAAUGUACCGUGUUAAGCAACAGUACUGAUCCGGUUAUUUGUCCAGAAAAUGACGAUGACGAUGAUGAUACUAACUGCGUACACCAGUGUAACAAAUUAACAGCAGACGACACUGUUAAUGGGACGUGCCUCGACUUCCCGGGGUUUAAGCCUCGUUGCUUCUGUUCAGAUUUACACCAUUGCUAUCGUAAUUGAUUCAGAGUUUUUUGCAAAGUUUGUUGUUCGUUCAGCUCAAAUCAUCAUUCGUAUUGCUAAUAUAUUUUCUACGAACUUACGGAAUAUUUACCAUGUAUAUACCUAAUGAUCACCUAUUGUGUGUAUUUGAUUGUAAUAAUGUAUGGAUCAGUUUGAACUAGAUCCAUAUGAUUUACAAUGUAUAAGAAUGUAUGAUUUUUAUUUUAUUUUAAGAAAGUAAGCAUGUAUGAUUUGUUGUAUGUACAUGUAUUAUAUAUGUAACAUAUAUACUCGUAUGAAUUGAAGAGUGUUUUUAUUAUGAAAA
Messenger RNA from Chenopodium quinoa (quinoa), 728 nucleotides. RefSeq lists its product as uncharacterized. Lineage: Eukaryota; Viridiplantae; Streptophyta; Magnoliopsida; Caryophyllales; Amaranthaceae. The record is from RefSeq and is a predicted model, not a curated record. The transcript has 2 exons. Bases 44 to 424 code for a protein of 126 amino acids.